Molecule: messenger RNA, 3627 nt
Organism: Dicentrarchus labrax (European seabass)
Lineage: Eukaryota; Metazoa; Chordata; Actinopteri; Moronidae
Gene: ifrd2
Product: interferon-related developmental regulator 2
Exons: 13
Coding region: 500-1864 (454 amino acids)
Source: RefSeq, a predicted model, not a curated record
UUCACUGGUUACUGAGAGGAAGAUGGUGGACUUGACGACAGCAGCGUGCUCAAAACUCCGUCCUAAACACUUUGGAAAAUACUUAUUAUCUCAACCUGGUAUUAGAUAUAGAUUACCUGGGGACAAUUAUAGAUAAUACACAGUGAAACCCGCCGAGGAGAGUGACUUUUUACCACCGGACAACUCUUUAUUCCGAGACUGAAGAAAGCGGGGAGUUGUGCAGCGUGGUGGUGGCUGGUGCUCGUGAAGGACGCUAGCCAACGUUAGCCAAAGUGUAAACAAGAAGUGUGAAAGAAAGUGGAAUUGUGGGAGCUUCUCACCAGAGCUGGCGAGAUAAACCACGGAGACCAUCCAGCCCUCUGCUGCUACUGCCUUCUCACCCACUGUCAUAUCUGUGAGGAGCGGACUGACUUGACAGGUGGACUGAAAAGCAGGCUAACUGUAGCUAGCUAACCUCGGCUAGCUUUGUUGUGAACUGUGGAUCAGAGCACCACUCGAAAUGCCACGGAGUAAAAAGGGGAAACGUGGCUACAGCAAGCCGGGUUCUCUUCGUCAGGAGGUUCUUCAGCUGCAGCUGUCGGCUAAAGCCUCGCUGAAAGGUAGUAAAAAUGGGGUGAAGGGAGAGUCGGGUGCCAGCGAUGAUGAGCUGAUGUCUGAUGUUCUCAGCCACUACAGCAGUGCCAGCGAAAGCACCUCUGUGCUGGAAGAGGGCACAGGAGGGGAGCAGGUGGAUGAGCAGACUGCCCAGGAGGAAACAGAAGACAAACUCAAGCAGUGUAUAGACAACCUGAUGGAUAAGAGCGCUAAGACACGUCUAGCAGGCCUCGAAUCGUUGCGACAGGCCUUCUCCUCCAGAGUCCUGUACGACUUCCUGACAGAGAGACGCCUCACGGUCAGCGACUGCCUGGAAAGGAGCCUCAAAAAAGGCAGCGGGGAGGAGCAGGCAGCGGCGGCCACAGUCUUCGCCCUGCUCUGUAUUCAGCUGGGGGGUGGAGACGAGGCAGAGGAAGGCUUCAAGAUGCUUCGCCCCAUCCUCACCGCCAUCCUGAUUGACAACAGUGCCAGCAUAGUAGCCCGCCAGAGUUGUGCCAGAGCGUUGGGGAUGUGUUGUUACGUCUCUGCUGCUGAAGACGGAGAGGAUUUGAUCAAGUCGUUGGCCCUUCUGGAAAGUGUGUUCAUGUCUUCCUACCCGAACAGAGAAGGGACGCUCCCCACACCCAAGCCCGGCGGUCCAGGCCUCCACAGUGCCGCCCUGCAGGCCUGGUCGCUGCUUGUCACCCUUUGUCCUGCGUCUAGACUGACUGUACUGCUCGACCUUCACCUCCCCAAACUGCAGGCUUGUCUGCAGAGCAGUGACGUCAACUACAGGAUCGCAGUGGGAGAGACCAUCGCCCUGCUGGUGGAGCUGGGACGAGAUAUAGAAGAGGAAUUCGAGGUGGAGGACAGCGAAACUCUGUGUCAGUGUCUUAAGAGUUUAGCCACAGACGGCAACAAGCACAGAGCCAAGAACGACAGGCGGAAACAACGCUCCAUCUUCAGAGAGGUGCUACAUUACAUAGAGAACGAGGACUUCACAGAGGAGAAGAUCAGGUUUGGGGUGGAGAGUGUUUACAUCGACAGCUGGAUGAGGAGAAGAAUCUACGAUGCCUUCAAAGAGAUCAUGGAGUCCGGAGUCAGACACCACCUACAGUUCAACCCACUACUGAGAGACAUCUUUGGCCUCGGCCCUCCCCUCAUCCUGGAUGCUGCUGUCAAAGCCAACAAGAUCUCUCGAUUUGAAAAGCAUCUUUUUAACUCGGCUGCCUUCAAGGCCAGGACUAAACAGAGGAACAAAGUCAGGGACAAACGGGCCGACGUCAUGUGAGAGAGGGACGAGGAUGGAGUGAAUGAAUAAGUAAGCGAGGACCUCCCUGGCCUAUAUUGAGAUGGAUACAAAAACAUGCCUUUGACGCUUCAGCUGUCUCUCUCACACACACACACACACACACACACACACACACACACACACACACACACACACACACACACACACACACACACACACACACACACACACACACACACACACACACACAAACAAACACACACACAAAGACUCAAUAAACUCUGAACAGGGCUUUUUCACUUGUGCUCUUCUGCAAGUUAAUUCUACAAGAUUCAAGAUGGCCAACACUUUUAUAGCUCCCACAGGCUAAGGCAGUCUGAGGCUGAGGAACAAUUGCCCUGUUCCUCCUGGCAGGCAUAUGCUUUUCACUUAUUUUGGACACAAACAGGAUUUAAUUACAACAGUUGCUCAGAGUAUUUCCUAAAUACAAGUCAAUGCCUCAGUGGAUACCAAAAAUGCUAAACCUCUUUUAUGUGGGAUUAGAUUGACUAGAGUAAAGUUUCUGUGCACACAAGCAAUGUGAUCUUCAGAUAUCGAAAAAGUAUUUUUUAUUAAUUUUUAUCAAUAAAAGUACAGAGAAAGUAAAGUACUAAGUCUCAUUGUAGGAGUCGAUUUUUAAAGCUUUAUGGUACAUUUGAGAUCAGUGAAAGCCUUCCAAUGUUACACUCACUGAAACCCUCUGGUGCUAAUGAGUGUUGUUUUUCAUUCAUUCUUACUUCAGUUUCCACAUAAAGACACUUUUCCUGGACAUAACCAGUCCUGGUUAAUCUCUGAUGUUUAAUGUUGGAGCAUCAACUAAUGCAAAAAAAAAAAAAAAGCCACUGAAAUAUUGUGGAAAAACCCUCCUCUACUCUGGGCUGACAACCUCGUUAUUCCCCUCCGUCGUCCUCUGUUUCUGCACCCAGAGUGGCUGCUUCAGCUGCCAAACCACAAACUGACUUCACAAACAAUGCAACCUAAAAGAAAAUGUGUGUGGUGUUUUGCGUGAGAGUGUGUUUUAUUUGAAUUUUAUUAAACAUCAUGAAAUAAAACACAACCUAUAAACAGGAAGAUGCCUAAUUAAAAUAUGAAAUCAAAGAGUUAAUAUUGACAUCUUUGUAUUACUUUUUUUUUUUUUGAGAGCAAAAAUACGUUUUAACCAUUUCUGGUGGAGAAUUGUAUUUUACUUUCUAAUUUAUUAUAACAGCAGUACUGUGUGAUUUUUAGGAAAUUUACAAUGUUAAGAACUGUUUACAGACAUAAUUAUGGGAUGAAAAUGAAAAGAGUUUUUUUCAUGUAUAUUUUUAAUGCGGGUUGGUGGGUCACACUAUCUAUCCAUGUGUAUGUGCUGCAGACUGUAUAUAGGGAGUCAUGGUAAAAUGUGUACUUGAAUCAUUAGAUGCAUUUGAAUGAUUUCCCCUCUGAUGAGCAGUAUACGCACACAGGCCACUAACCAGAGCUGCUGAUCAGAAGAGUUUGGUGGUGCCGUUUGUAACGGAGGUCAGGCCAGCAGCUAAAAUUCAGUGUGCUGCUGAUUGUAGUAGCAGUAUUGACAUUUUUAGUGUUUUUUAUCAUAUAGAAUUUUAAAAGGACACUAAUUAGCUGCCUGGAAAUUUCUGUACCUUGGUGAAAACUUCUCAUCAGCUUUCACAGUUUCCUGCAACCUCCCAUGUUACAGCUUCACUAAACUGUCUCAUCAGUGAUUCUGGUGUUACAGCACAUGGACAGAAGAUGGAUCAAAUGAAAUAAAGAUUAUUUGAGCA